UCCGCCGUCUCUUACGAGGAAUUACGCAGAGGAGAGCGUGUUUGUGAUUUGCCAGGUCUGAACCUUCGUUGCUCGGCCAACUUAUUGAGAGAGUUGGUGGGCGGAUCCACCUAGAGAGUAGGAUAUAUUUUGUGGAGUAGGCGACCAGAAGCCGGGUACUACUCCGCGCAAAAAGGGGGUGCAGGUGCUCCAGUGGCGUUUUGGACACAGACAGACAGGCAGGCAGGCAGGCAGGUGUAGGCAGGCAGGCAGGCAGCCAAGCAAGUGCAGUUGUCAACGCCGGGACGGAAAUAUAACAAAUCAAAUACCGAUUCACAAUGCCGUCAAACAAAGAGGAAGGUGGCUCGUUUCUGUGGAAUUCGGAGACGAAGCAAUUUCUCGGGCGCACCGGGAGUAGUUGGUUAAAAAUCUUUGUCUUCUACGUCAUCUUCUACGGGUUCCUGGCCGGUAUCUUCAUCGGUACCAUUCAGUGCCUGCUGCUCACCCUCCCCACCUACAAGCCCAAAUGGCAGGACCGGGUCGCACCCCCAGGAUUGACCCACGCUCCUCGCUCAGAGAAGAAUGAGCUGAACUUUAACCUGAAUGACGUGGAGACCUACUUCAAGUACACGCGGGCCAUGCGGGAGUUCCUGGAGCCCUACAAAGAGGAGAACCAGCGGGACAUGAUGAAGUAUGAGGAUUGUGGAAUUGCCCCUGAUGAGUACAAGAAUCGCGGCGACCUUGAAAGUGACAUUGGCACCAGGAAAGCCUGCCGCUUCGAGCGGGCGCUGCUUGGGCCGUGCUCUGGAAUUGAGGAUCGCGAGUUUGGCUUUAAGGAGGGGAAACCUUGCUUGAUCAUCAAGCUGAACAGAAUUGUGAAUUUCCGGCCAAGGCCACCACUCACCAAUGACAGCAUCCCGGACGACGCUCAACACAAAGUCCAACCCAACGUGAUUCCUGUCUUUUGCACCAAUAAGAAAGAGGAGGAUGCUGGUAAGGUGGGCGAGGUGAAGUACUAUGGCAUCGGCGCCGGCUUCCCCCUGCAGUACUACCCCUACUACGGCAAGGCCCUGCACCCCCAGUACCUGCAGCCCCUGGUGGCCGUGCAGUUCGUCAACAUCACCAUGAACCAGGAGAUCCGUGUGGAGUGCAAAGUCUACGGCGAGAACAUCAAAUACAGCGAGAAGGACCGCUACCAGGGACGCUUUGACAUUAAAGUCCAAAUCAACAAUUUAUGACCUCCACAAUGAGACACACCAACCCCUCUCUCUGCACAACACAAAACAAAAAACAUACGCAAUAUUUCUUCUGAUCUCUGAUCUCCCCUCCCUCACUCCCCCCACCCCCUCCAUCUCUUAACAACCUUAAGUCAUUUAGGAGAAAGCAAAAAAAAAAGAUAUGACGUCAAAAGCAAAACUUGCUCUCAAACGAACAAAAAAAAAAAUGAUGAAAACACAUUGCCACAUAUGGGACGUACACUUUAACCUGUACGCUUUUCACUAGCUUCUCUGCUUCUGUCUAGAGUUAGAUUGUAAAAGCUUCAGAGGGGUAUACAAAGAAGCUGCUUCAAGAGUAAACCAACCAGGUGAAGUUAAGAGGUAAAUCACCUAAUAGAAGA
Messenger RNA from Engraulis encrasicolus (European anchovy), 1597 nucleotides. It is a transcript of the gene atp1b1b, whose product is annotated as ATPase Na+/K+ transporting subunit beta 1b. Gene Ontology annotation, biological process: intracellular potassium ion homeostasis; intracellular sodium ion homeostasis; potassium ion import across plasma membrane. Bases 318 to 1217 code for a protein of 299 amino acids. Gene Ontology annotation, cellular component: sodium:potassium-exchanging ATPase complex. Lineage: Eukaryota; Metazoa; Chordata; Actinopteri; Clupeiformes; Engraulidae. The record is from RefSeq and is a predicted model, not a curated record. The transcript has 6 exons. Gene Ontology annotation, molecular function: ATPase activator activity.